AAAGUCUGGGCGGGAGGGCCUAGGGGCCAUCCCCUUGGCCCGGCCGCUCGGGAAGCAGAAUCAGGAGGCGCCUCCCAAGGUCGCCGGGCGAGCGCCGGGAGGGUCCUGGGCGUCGCGGGGGCCGCGGUCCGCCCCCUUCCCAGCUGAAGCGCCCUGGAGCCAGCUGAGCUGCGUCACGAUCCGGAAGGGAGACCCAGAGCUUCGCGGCUCUCAUUCCUCCUCAGCGCCAGGGCGUGGUCGCCGGCCCCGUGACUGCCUCCUCUCCGGGGAACGCUGUAGUCUGAGUCCGGUGCCUGCCUCCUCCUCCCCAGGGGGUGCGGUGGUCCCGAACCGGUGCCUGUCUCCUCCCCGCCAGGGGAGCGCAGUGGUCCCGAGCCGUGCCUGUCCACUACAGUCAGGGAGCCUGGUGAUCCUGGCCUGUGCCUGACCCCCCGGAGAGCGCGGUGGUCCCACCCGACCACCAGGCUUCCUCUCUGGGAAGCUAAGCCUAAACCCUGAGAAUUCCAAGCCGGUGUGCGCCAGGGCCACUGUAUUUCUGUAUCCUCUUUGACAUUUAAAGGAGUCACGGGGAUUACUGGUCACAGCCUAUGUCAUAAAGCUGGAAGGGCCUGGGAGUCCAGCCUCCAGUCAAGGUGCUUUCCAGGAAGAAAGGGGAAAUGCUAUGCUGACCACACCGUCUUUACUUCAGAGCUCUCCAUCGGCUUUCUGUCUUCCCAGGAUUCCUAGAAAUUUCUGGGUGAAGAAAGAAGAUGCUUUACGUGGAGGCAGUGGCUACACUUGCCCUGGACUGAUAGUAUGAGGUUAGAGACGCUGUCCAUGUUCACAUUGGUGCAGAAAAAGCCAAGGCCACAGAAAUGACCGAGUCCUGUGUGAAGAAGCUGUCCUGGACUCUGCUGGAUGCCAUUACCGACAAGGACCCCAUGGUGCAGGAGCAAGUCUGCAGUGCUCUGUGCUCCCUCGGGGAGGUGCAGCCACAGGAGAUGCUCUGUGCCUGUGAGCAGUACUUGCGGCAGCAUGACAAGCUGGCAUAUCCAUAUCGGGCGAUGGUUCUGAGGACCAUGGAGAUGGUUCUGCGCAGCCACACCAGCGAGCUGGACAAGGACACAGCUAACAUCAUCAUCCUCCUGGCCUCUAGCGAGAUGACCAGGACAAAGGAGCUGGUUUGUGGCUGGCAGCAGGCUGCGAGCAGUGUCCUUGUGGCCGUGGGGCAGCACUUCGUCAAUAGGGUGAUGGAGGAGAUGCUGAGCAGGUUCCAGCCUGGGGCUCUGCCACACUGUUCUGUCGUGCGGACGUUUGCCAGCCUCGCAGUUUCCAAUGUGUUUGGUGUGGUCCCUUUCUUGCCAUCCAUCCUGAGCACCAUGCUGCCCAUGCUGGGCAUGACCAAGCAGGACGAGCUGAGGGUUGCCUUCUGCUCUGCCCUGCAGCACUUUAGUGAGAGCACCCUGGAGUAUCUGGCCAACCUGGACAAAGCACCAGACCCCACGGUCAGAAAGGACACCUUUGCCUCCGACAUCUUCAGUGCCUAUGACAUUCUCUUCCACCACUGGCUGCAGAGUCGAGAACCCAGGCUCCGGCUCGCCGUGGUGGAAGCUCUGGGGCCCAUGAGCCUCUUGCUGCCAAGCGAGAGGCUGGAGGAGCAGCUUCCCAAGCUCCUCCCCGGGGUCCUCGCCCUCUAUAAGAAGCAUGCAGAGACAUUCUACGUGUCCAAGGUGUCUGCAAGCGGGGCAGGGAGCCUGGACCUCUUUGCCGGCUGCACCUGUGACCUGGGAAGCCCCUUUCCUGAGCCCCUUCCUAGAAAGCUCCAGAUUCUGGAGGUGGAGGUCAGGAUUCCUCAUUUGAGCCCCAAGAGCCUGGGCCAGAUCCUUGAGGCAGCUGUGAGCGUGGGCAGCCGCACACUGGAGGUCCAGCUUGAUGCUCUUCUGGCCGCUCUGCAUGCUCAGAUUUGCGUGCCUGUGGAGUCCUCGAGUCCCCUGGUAAUAAGCAACCAGAAGGAGGUACUGCGCUGCUUCACUGUGCUGGCCUGCUGUGCACCUGGCCGCCUGCUGGCCUUUCUGUUGCCAAGGCUGGACACCAGCAAUGAGAGGCUCCGCGUGGGUACCCUGCAGGUCCUGAGACAUGUCAUCAACUCCGCCGCUGCUCAAAUGGAGGUUCAGAAGCCUUUUAUUCUCUCUUCCAUGAAGCUUCCUCUUUUGGACCCCAGCAGCAAGGUGAAGCAGGCUGUGGUGCAGGUGAUCAGUGCCAUGGCCCACCACGGCUACCUGGAGCAGCCUGGAGGCGAGGUGAUGAUCGAGUACCUAGUGCAACAGUGCGCACUGCCUCCUGAGCAGCAGCCUGAGAAUCCAGGCCCCGACAACAAGAACCUCUCAGCUGAUGGUGUGCGGGCCAUGAGCAUCUGCACGCUCUACCUGGUCAGCACCGCCGUGGACAGGAUGAGUGACGUCCUCUGGCCGUACCUGCUGGAGUUCCUCACCCCUGUGCGCUUCACCGGGGCCCUGACUCCACUCUGCAGGAGCCUCGUGCAUCUAGCGCAGAAGAGGCAGGAGGUGGGGGCUGACACCUUCCUCAUCCAGUAUGAUGCCCAUGUGAACCUUCCAUCUCCCUACGCUGUAACCACAAGACUCCUGGUUGUGUCUUCCAACCCCUACCUGGGGGAUGGGCGUGGGGCAGCCUCGCUGCGUCUUCUGAACAUUCUGCAUCGUAGCAUUCACCCUUCACUGAGUCAUCAGUGGGAGACAUCCAUCCCCCUGCUGUUGGGGUACCUAGAUGAAUAUACUGAGGAAACCCUGCCACGGAAGGAGUGGGAGGAAAAGCUGUUGAUGUUCCUGCGUGACACCCUGGGUACUGUGUCUGAUAACACAUGGACCUGCCAGCUGAGCCUGGAGAUGUGCAAGCAGCUGCCCUGCUACAACGGGAUGCCUCAGGAGAAGCACUUCCUGUACAAAUGCAUAGGAACCACCCUGGGUGCUGCUUCAAGUAAGGAAGUGGUGAGGAAACAUCUUCAAGAGCUGCUGGAAACAGCCAGAUACCAGGAGGAGGCAGACCGUGAGGGCCUUGCCUGUUGCUUUGGGAUCUGUGCCAGCUCCCACCUUGAGGACACCCUGGCCCAGCUGGAGGACUUUGUAAAGUCGGAUGUGUUUAGAAAAUCCAUUGGCAUUUUCAACAUUUUUAAGGACAGAAGUGAGAACGAGGUAGAAAAAGUGAAGAGUGCCCUGAUCCUGUGUUAUGGGCACGUGGCAGCACAGGCCCCCCGGGAGCUAAUGCUGGCCAGGGUGGAGUCGGACAUCCUCCGGAACAUGUUCCAGUACUUCAGCACCAAGGUUCUGGGAAUAAAGGUAGAAACCAAGGACCCAGCCCUGAAACUGUGCCUCGUCCAGAGCACGUGCAUGGUCAGCCGUGCCAUCUGCAGCAGUGCGCAGGCCAGCUCCUUCCACUUCUCCAGGAAAGCAGAGCUGGUGGCACAGAUGAUGGAGUUCAUCAGAGCAGAGCCUCCAGAUUCCUUAAGGACACCUGUUCGGAAGAAAGCCAUGCUCACCUGCACUUACCUGGCCUCCCUGCAGCCGGCACUGGGGGAGCAGGCCCGUGCGGACGUGAUCCAAGGCUGCCUGCAUAGCGUCAUGGCCCUGCCACCUGAGUCCCAGGGCGAGGACAUCGGCUGCCAGGAGGCCCUGUAUCUGGAUACGGUGCGUGCCCUUGAGGAUUUGCUGACAAGCCUCCUGCAGCAGGACAUGACCCCCCAGGGCCUGCAGGUCAUGGUCGAGCACCUGAGCCCAUGGAUCAAGUCCCCAAGGGGCCAUGAACGGGUGCGGGCUCUGGGCCUGAGCAGCUGUCUGCUGCAGUACUUCCUGGAGCACCUGCAUGUCAGUGCCCUGGUGCCCUUCCACAACCUGGGCCUGCUUGUCGGCCUUUUCUCCCCACGGUGUGCGGACCUGUGGCCUGCCGCACGUCAGGAGGCCGUGGGCUGCGUCUACUCCCUGCUCUACCUUCAGCUGGGCUAUGAGGGCUUCUCCCAAGACUACCGUGAUGACACAGCUGAGCGGCUCCUCACUCUCAAGGAUGGCCUCAUGCACCCGGACCCAGCCGUCCUCUUCCACACCUGCCACAGCAUAGCCCAGGUUAUUGCCAAGCGCCUCCCGGCGGACCAGCUCAUCAGCCUCUUGCUGACCAUGUUUGAGGGCCUGGGGGACCCCGAUAAGAACUGCUCCCAGGCCGCCUCCGUCAUGGUCAACUGCCUGUUGCAGGAGCGGGGCAGCGCACUGCUAGAGAAGGUGCCUGAGAUCGUGAGCGUGCUGCGCUCCAAGCUGCAAGAGACCCAGGAGCACGUCCUGCCAGCCACCCAGCACAGUGUGUACCUCCUGGCAUCCCAGCACUGUGCAGCCGUGGUGUCCAGCCUCCUGGGCAGCCCUCUGCCCUUUGACAGCCACACCUGCAUGCUCUGGCGGGCCCUGGCUGUGGAGUCCAGCCUUGCCACCCAGGUACUGGGGCUGCUUCUGGAGAAGAUGAGCAGAGAUGUCCCGUUCAAGGAGAGCCGAGCCUUUCUUCUAGGCAGCGCCCCCGACCGAGUGGCCACGCUGCUGCCCCUUUCGGCCACCUGUGCGCUGCAUGAGGUUGUGUCCGCCCCGGCAUCAGGGCCUGCGGUGCUCGAGCUCUACCCGCAGCUGUUUGUGGCGCUCCUGCUCCGUGUCAGCUGCACUGUGGGAGUCCAGCUGCCCCGGAACCUACAGGCCAAGGAGAGGAGGGGCGCCAGCCUGGCCCAGGCUGCAAGGAACCUCGAGCCCUGCAGCUCUGCAGCAGACGCCCUGCGGGCCAUGCUGCUCCGAGGCGGCAGUGAGGAUGUGAUGCAGGACGUGGAGUUGGAGGGUGGCUGGGAGCUGCUCAGGACCUCGGCUGGGCAUGAGGAGGGGACCACCAGGUUGGCCAGGGCCAUGGCCAAGUAUGCAGGCCCCCGGCUGCCCCUGGUGAUGAAGGCGCUCAUUGGCACACAGAACAGCGCAUACGAGAUCCAGAGGGUCACCUCCACAGCCUUUCUGGCUGAGCUGCUCAGCAGCAACGUAGUCAAUGACCUGAUGCUUCUGGAGUCACUGCUGGAUGGCCUGGCAGCGCGCCAGAAGGACUCAUGUGCCAGUGUGCGGCGGCUGGUGCUCCGAGGCCUGGCCAAUCUUGCCUCAGGCUCCCCUGACAAGGUGCGGGCCCAUGGCCCCCAGCUCCUGACGGCCAUGAUCAGUGGGCUGGACGACGGGGAUGACCCCCAUGGCCUGGUGGCCCUAGAAGCCAUGGUGGGCCUCUCGCAGCUGCUGCCCCUGGUGGAACCCUGGGACCUGCACUCGGUGUUGCUGCACGUUGCCAUCCGUGUCCGGCCCUUCUUUGACAGUGAGAAAAUAGAGGUCCGGACAGCAUCCAUCUGCCUCUUCGGGCACCUUAACGAGGCCUGCCACAGAGACUGUGAAGAUGUCUUCCUGGAGCAGGUCGUCAGCGGGCUGGCACCCCUGCUGCUGCACCUGCAGGACCCUCAGGCCCCCGUGGCCAGCGCCUGCAGGUUUGCCCUGCGCAUGUGUGGCCCCAACCUGGAGUGUGAGGAGCUAUCGGCCACCUUCCAGAAUUACCUGCAGGAAGGCCGGGGCCUGCACUUUGGCGAGUUCCUCAAUACCACCUGCAAGCACCUGAUGCGGCACUUCCCAGACCUGCUGGGUCGCCUGGUGAGCACCAGCCUAUUCUACUUUAAGAGUGGCUGGGAGGACAUCCGUGCUGCUGCCCCCAUGUUCACGGGGUUCCUGGUACUGCAUGCGGAGAUCAGACAUCGGCCCCAGGUGGACCUGGAACAGCUCCUUGCGGCUCUCCAGCUGUUGCUGAAGGACCCGGCCCCUGCAGUGCGAGCAAAGGCUGCCGAGGCCCUGGGCCGCCUGGUGAAGUUCGCGUGAAGCUCUGGCCAGUGGACCCUUCCCCAAAGCAAUAGCCCCCUGGGUGAGCCUGUACCUGCUCAGAUGGGGCCUCCUGCCUAGAUGCAGGGUGGGACAGGCUUGGCACUGCCCGGGAUCAAACCCGAACCCUCAGUGAGAGGCGCUGCAGGCCAGGCGUCUGUGUGACCCCACCUAUUUCCCAAUAAAGCCACCUGCACCUCAGUAAGUCAA
Messenger RNA from Microcebus murinus (gray mouse lemur), 6125 nucleotides. NCBI's taxonomy places the organism in Eukaryota, Metazoa, Chordata, Mammalia, Primates, Cheirogaleidae. The record is from RefSeq and is a predicted model, not a curated record.